Molecule: messenger RNA, 970 nt
Organism: Rhinichthys klamathensis goyatoka
Lineage: Eukaryota; Metazoa; Chordata; Actinopteri; Cypriniformes; Leuciscidae
Gene: map3k7cl
Product: map3k7 C-terminal like
Exons: 5
Coding region: 147-578 (143 amino acids)
Cellular component (GO): nucleus; cytosol
Source: RefSeq, a predicted model, not a curated record
UGAUUUAAUGUGACUUUUUACAGUAUAAAAAGGUCAAGAAGAUCUACAGGCUUCUCAAUGGAGUGUCUUCAGCUUUGUGUCUUUUGCUGAGCAACUUUUUUUUAUUAGACAGUUUUCUGUAAAUACGUUUCCGUUGUCAGGAAUAAAUGAUCACCUCAACUCGACGAGUCUCUGCAGAUAAACCUGAAGUACGAAUCGCUUUCAGCCUCAACGAAUCCUCAGAGUUGAAAGAUGCAGAGGAUCCCCUUCCAUCAUUCCCUGACCUUGAGCAGCGCCUGCAGCCGGUGCUGCCGUGUCGGUCUCUAAAGGAGUCCAUAGAAGUGUACAAAGACCACUGCAAGAUGGCCAAUGAGUUCAACCAGGUGAAACAUGAAAUCGCCUGGCUGGAAGACAGAAAGAAAGAGCUCAUGGCUGAGCUGCUAGAGGACGAAAAGGCUUCGAUGGAGUUUGUGCAACUGGAGGAGGAAUACAGGAUUCUUACGGAAGAGAACCAGAACCUGAUAACAGCCCACAGCGAGCGAGCGCAGCAGCUCGAGACGCUCCGAGUGGUCAGUCAAAAGAGGCAGGGCUCCUCGUGACCUUUGACACCAAUGUGAAAGAUCUUUCUCUUCUGGGUCUUUACUACAGCUUAUAAACAUCUCAGCGUUCCUUCAGUGGUUAUGCUCUGAAGCGUAAAACUGAUCUUGAAUCAGUGUGCUUAGACUGAGACACUUAAUCAAUGUAUAUAUAAUAUUUUAAGCUUAUAUGGGUCCUUUCAAGAGCAGAUGGUCUUGUGGCCCAAAGAUGAGUUGAGGGAUCACCGCACUCAUAUAUUUCUGAAUAUAUACUACUACUUUGUGUGAUUUAAGGGUGUGUAUGUGGAUGCACUCCCCUAUAUUAUACAGUUGAAAUUGUAUCAGUGUUUUACAAUGUAAACUGCUCUGCUGAAAAAGAGUAAAUGUUACUCUUCAGUAAAAGUUUUUACUGUUUA